Zasmidium cellare ATCC 36951 is the source of this 462-nucleotide messenger RNA. RefSeq lists its product as uncharacterized. The transcript has a single exon. NCBI's taxonomy places the organism in Eukaryota, Fungi, Ascomycota, Dothideomycetes, Mycosphaerellales, Mycosphaerellaceae. The record is from RefSeq and is a predicted model, not a curated record. Bases 1 to 462 code for a protein of 153 amino acids.
AUGGCACCUCAUCUUAACAGCGACCUGCCCCCAACGAACGAGAAGUCCGCCAACACUAUCUCCGUAGCGGACCAUGUCAAAUCAAUCACCCUCGAUCUCCUCACCGAAAUCAACACCGGUACUUUUUCCAAGACCUCUCCAAUGUGGCCAUACAUUUCCGACGACUUCUCAAUUGCUGGUACCACUGCAGGUGUUGCUACAAAGGAAGCCACUCUUCUCCACGUUCAAGAACUCCACCGAAAAAGCCCUGCUUACCAUGUGCAUGUCACAAACGCCAGAGUCGAAGUUAAUCACAAGCUGGCGGUCGCGACGGUAUGGGUGAACCUUAAGUGUGGCGGGCUACCGCAGGGUCUGACGAAGGAUGUUGUUAGUGUGUUUGAUUUCAGGAGAGAUAGGCAGGGAGAGUGGCUUGCUGUGGGUGUGACGAAUAUGCUUGGGCCUGGUGUGGAGGAUGAGGUGUGA